Messenger RNA from Cyprinodon variegatus (sheepshead minnow), 1826 nucleotides. RefSeq names its product cilia- and flagella-associated protein 45-like (gene cfap45). The record is from RefSeq and is a predicted model, not a curated record. The transcript is spliced from 11 exons. The annotation marks the transcript as partial. NCBI's taxonomy places the organism in Eukaryota, Metazoa, Chordata, Actinopteri, Cyprinodontiformes, Cyprinodontidae.
AAAAUAAUCCUGAUCAGGUGUUUUUUUUAUUUUUUAUUACUAAUCCCAAAGUCUUCUGGGAAAAGAUUUCAUGCUGGCAGGUACCGUAGAUUGGCCCCCACAUCCCAGGUGGAUGAGACCCUGUUUGACCUCCACAAACCGCCUAACCACAGCCAAGCACGGGAAGAACAAGAGACCAUCCAGAUCCUCUCCAGAGACCUCAUCCGGACCAUCAGGGUUCCUCGGAAAGAUUGGACGAGAGAAUCCACUGAUCUUUCAUCACCUGAGAUUAAAAGGAUCAUCUCAGAAUCUAAGACGGGUCUCAAGCAGGAGAGAGAAGCCUUUAAGCAAGCUUCUGAGAAAGAGAGAGAAGAAAACCCAGAAGCUGCUGAAAUAAGAAGGAAACAACUCCAGGCUAUAGAACAGUCUAUUGAACAAAACCCAGCAUUGACCGACCUGCAGCUUGAAGCGCAGAUGCGUGAACAACUCAUAGUUGAUCACGCCAACGAGUUAAGGAUGGAGGAAGAGGAAGAAGUUAGAAAGCUCAAUCAACUGAUCUUGGGCGCUCAGUGCCAAGCCACAUGGGACAACCAGAUUCAGGAAAAGAAAGUGAUCCGGGCCGAGCAGAGCGAGGAGGAGAAGCGUCUGGACAAUAUGAUGGAGAUGGAGCGACGCAAAGCUCUGGAGAUUAUAAAGAAGAUUGAUGAGCUGCGCAGAGAGCAGAAAAUCAAAGGACAUCAGCAAGUGUACAACCAGAUCCAAGAACGUAUGGAGGAAAAACAAAAUCUAAUUAUGAUGAAAGAGGCUGAAAAAGAUCAGAUAAACAAGGAGCACGAGCGAAAGAUGCUGGAGGAGCUCCAGGCCCAAGAGCAGAAAAGGAAGGAGCAGCAGCUUCUGCAGGAGGAGAUCAAGCGAGUCAAUGCUGAGGUCCUACGGGCCAAGGAGAAGCAGCUAGAAGAGGAGAAGCUGGCUGACAAGAGAGCUGCAGAAUACCUGGAACAGAAACUGAAGCGGGAGGAAGAAUAUGAAGCAGAGCAGAAAAGGCUCAAAAAGGAGAAGGAGAUGGACAUCGCUCGGCUGAAGGACAUGCAGGAAAAAGAACGUGACAUCAAGGCUGAGCAGGACGAGAAGCGUGCUCGGAGGAACCAGGAGGUCGCAGACAGACAGUGGAGGAUGAAGCAGAGAGAGCUGGCAGCAAAGAAGGCCCGCGAGGAAGCCAAUCUUAAGGCGGCUCGCUUGGAGCAGAUUAAAAACAAAGAGCACAACCUGUCAAUGGAGCAAAGACGGGAAGAGGCUGCACUUGAGAGGAUACUGAAGUCUCAGCAGGAGGCCGUGGCGAAGGAGAAGGAGCUGAAGGAGAGGCAGCUUCAGGAAACGUUGCAUCACGCAGAGACCCUUCGUCAUCAGAUAAAGCUGCAGGAGCUCUCUGCUCUCAACAUGCGCCGGGAAAAGUUCAAGGAGGCCAAUCGGCUGAUGGAGGAAGAGCGGCAGAGACGUCUGCGGCUCACUGAGGUCAAAGAAAAGAAACUCAAGGAGCUGAAAGCUACAGGGAUCCCUGAAAAAUACUGCAGUGGGCUGGAAAGAAAGAUCCGAAAAACAGUCAAAGAUUUAGAUACAGCAAAGAUCUGAGGUUCAUCCAGUUUUAUUUCAGAGCAAAUCAACUACUUCAGAUACUGAUCUUUUAUGAAGCACAUCUAUGUGAAAUAUGCAUUGAUUUAAACUGCAUCUUAAUAAAUGUAGAUGUCAUUGAAAAGUUUGUUUAUUGCUGUACUUGGAUCUGACAAACAUUUAAUUAUAAAGGGAUAUGUUUAACAUUUUUAUUUCUCUUCAUUUUAUUAAUGGUUUUA